Populus euphratica (Euphrates poplar) is the source of this 4113-nucleotide messenger RNA. Its product is annotated as cation/H(+) antiporter 28-like. The record is from RefSeq and is a predicted model, not a curated record. Gene Ontology annotation, biological process: proton transmembrane transport; regulation of pH. Gene Ontology annotation, molecular function: antiporter activity. Gene Ontology annotation, cellular component: endomembrane system; membrane. Bases 1427 to 3808 code for a protein of 793 amino acids. Lineage: Eukaryota; Viridiplantae; Streptophyta; Magnoliopsida; Malpighiales; Salicaceae. The transcript is spliced from 4 exons.
AUAUUUUGUGACCAUCCUCUAGACCCUUUUCUACGCUUCUAACCGUCUUCAAGUUGAUCGUGUUCCGUAGUUUUUUGUGUCUUUUCUUUUUGUUUUGUUUUUGACCUCUUCAUGAUCGGCUCGACUGCAUUUUUCUCAUGUUGAUGUUUACGCUGCUGGCUUUUGCACACGCUUGUGGACAGACUUUAAUGUUGAGAAUAGCUUUUUGUAGAUGUAAGCUAGCUGCCUCCGCUAGGUUCCAGUCUAUCUUUACCACACAAGUUCCAUCUAUUUACUGAAGAGUCCGCUUAGAGUCAAAGUCUUGUCGUUUUACUUGAAGCCAACACCGGUCCGAUUACAAUCAAGUCAUGGAUGGAUGGCAGAACGGAUGUAGUAAACUAUGAAUAAAAUGUAUAGUCAUUUUUUAGCUUGUAGUUUGGCAAAAAAUGGAUCCAAAAGUCGAUGGCACUGCCUUCCGGACCAUUGGUGACUGGUCUGAUUAUCUCUCAAGUUCAAAAGCGAUGCCGUUGCAGCAAGAAUCUCAUAGCUGCAAGAUUAAGUUAAAUUAAUUUGGAGCUGAAUUGUCUCGUGAGUCAUGAAGAACGAAUAGCAAAAGUCAAGGGAUUUCGGACAUUUGGAGAGAGGAGAGCAUGAAGCAAUGCUUUAUUUAUUCUCAAAGCAAGGCAUAACAAAAUCUGCAAGAAAAGUUGAUCUUUUUUAGUGUCACAGAAUCGUACAACAAGCAUUACGAGGUGGAAGAUGUUCGAUUCUGUCAGAGAGACAGACAUUGCGCUAUACUCAAGUUCUCAACCUGUCAUGUAUAUUUCUGACAUGGCACGCUGUUAUGCCAUAGGCUCCGUGGCCUCUUCUUGUACAAGUUGUUCUGUUAAUACGUUGGUUGAUUUUAUCGAAAAAAGGCGGUAACCUGUCAACCAUGCUGAGUUUCAUUUUGCCUGCACUUAUGUUCUAUUUUUUAGGAUGAAAUGGGAAUCAAUCUACCACACAAAAAGAAUUCGAAAAUGUGAACUUUUCUUCUAUUUUUUGUGUUUAUUUUGUUGUGCUGGAAUCCUAUUAGUCCAUUUAGCCAUAAUAAUUCUGUCAAUAAAUGAUUUUGUAUUGAGGCAUAACCAUAAAUUUUGGAUCACUGGACUUAUUUUUUGAUUCAUGAUGAUAAUCUGCUGAUUUUAUGUCCAUCAUGUGAUUUAAUUCACUCCAAAAACACCAUCCCACUUAGAUGGCUUAAUUUCCAGAAGUUACUCCCCCCCUUUUCUCCUCAUAGCAAGAGAUCAAUUACAGCCACUCAACUCUCACUGGUGAAAAACCAAGAGGCGAAAAAAUGGUGGCACUCCAGGAAAAAUAGAAAGGUUUCAUUUGCAAACAUCCCUCUGCAAUUCUGGAGGGGGGUAUAGUAGAGAAAGAGAGAGAGAGAGAAGCGAAGACAUAGAUAAUGGAUCGUGUUGGUGCCGUUAAUGGCACAGAUCCAGAUUGCCCUGGUUUUAUUUCAUAUGCGGUAAAAAAUGUAGCAGGAAAGGUAAUUUCCAUCGGUCUGGCUUUUGUUUUCAGCAAUCUUUUACACCAACUUCUAAAGCCUCUAUCCCAACCACGCAUAGUUUCUGAUAUUGUUGUAGGCCUGGUUCUUGGCAACAUAGGUGUGAUACGCCGAGCUUUCGACGAGCAGUUUAUUGCAAUACUAAAUUCUAUUGCCGAGUUUGGUAUGAUGUGUUACAUGUUUGUGCUGGGGAUGGAAAUGGACCCAUAUGUAAUCUUUAAAGGACCAACAAGAAAUGCUCUGGUAGCCUAUGCUGGAAUGGUGUCCACAUCCGUUUUGGUCGGCAGCAUAAUCCCAUUAAUGAACUAUUAUAAACACCCGAGCAUUGGCUUCACCCUUUCCCUCUCUAUCAGCCUCUCUGGCAGUGCCUCCCAUAUACUAACUCGCCUUAUAACUAGUCUCAAGAUAGGCAAGUCAGAUAUAGGAAAAAUUGUGAUUGCAGCAGGAGUGCACUCUGACAUGAUAUCCAUGCUUCUCAUCUCUAUUGGAUAUCCUUUCCUCCAACUCACAGUCGCAGUUACCGAUAUUGCUGCAAGCGUUAGAAUGACCUUGAUUAUGGCUGCUGCAUUGCUGCUCCAGAUACUUUUCACUGCCACAGUUUCACCUAUCUUUAUGAACUGGGUCAACAACGAAAACCCUGAAGGGAAACCCAUGAAAGGUUCCCAUUUGGUGCUUUCCGUUGCCUUCAUGGCUUUUGUUUGCAGUGUCGCCCCGAUUUAUGGAUACAGUCCCAUUCUCAGUGCAUUCGUGGCUGGAGUUUUCAUACCAAGUAAGGGGAGAGUAUCAAAAUGGGCAAUUGGCAAAAUCAACUUCCUGUUACCUACCAUUUUCUAUCCAGUGUUCUUCUUUUGGAUGGGGUAUCAUGCUAAUAUCAGUAAAUUUGAAGCUGGCAAAUGGGAAAUAUGGCUAAGGUUUUUUGUCCUUGCAGUCAUUACAAUAUUUGGCAAAGUGGUCGGAACAAUCAUAUGUGGAGCAAUGUUAGGUUUUCAUUGGCGUGAAUCUGCUGAACUCGGUUUCCUUCUAACUGCAAAGGGCCACUUUCAUGUAUUUCUGGCGGUUGUUGCAAGCCUGUUAGGUAUUACAACUAUUUCAACUUGCAUUUCAAUCAUUAUUGUGAUCUUCCUUUCGGUAGUACACACCCCAACAGUUGUGUCAAAAAUCAUCAAACGUGCGAGGAAACUUGCACCAACUCAACGAAUGGCUCUUCAGUGGCUCGACCCCUCAAGUGAGCUUCGAAUCUUGCUGUGUCUUCAUGGAGUGCAUAACGUGCAUUCAACCAUCAACUUCAUGGAGAUUUCUCGAGGGGCAUCUGACCCAGGAAUUCUGGUUUAUCUGACUGACAUGGUUGAACUCACAGAUCAAAUAGCUUCUACACUGGUUCAAGAAGGAAGGGACACUGUGACUGUGACUGUGAUUGACAAGGAUGUAACCCAGAUGAGAGAUCAGAUCACUACUGCAGUCCAAGCUUAUGUGGAGGAAAAUGGUGAUGGUAUCACUCUCGAACGAAUGCUUGCUCUCUCAAAAUUCAAUGGCAUGGCCAAAGAUAUCUGCAAUUUAGCGGAGGACUUGAUGAUCUCCCUCGUCAUAUUGCCAUUUCACAAGAACCUGUGUGCAAAUGGGACGGUGGAUGGGGGUAAUUCUGGUUUCCGACAUGUGAACCGCAAGGUGCUCCGGAAUGCCCCAUGUUCAGUGGGGAUUCUUGUGGACCGAGGUUAUGGAUUGGUAGAGGAAAUAUCAAGGUCGGUAAGAUCUUUCCAGGUAGCAGUCAUCUUCUUUGGCGGCAAAGAUGACAGAGAAGCACUAGCAUAUGCAGGUCGUGUUGCAGGACAUCCUGGGGUAAAACUCACUGUGAUAAGAUUCCUACUUGAUAGUGAUUCAGAGAACGCCUCUAGAAGAGCUGGGAAUUAUAGGAUAAAUGCUGCUGAGCAGGAAGAAGAGAUGAAGCUGGACGAUGAGUGUUUUGCUCAAUUCUACGAGAGACACAUCGCCGGGGGACAUGUUUCCUAUAAUGAAAAGCAUGUUGCCAAUUCAGCCGAGACCUAUGCUACUCUGAGAUCAUUGGAAGGACAGUAUGGGCUAAUAAUAGUAGGGCGAGGUGGGAGGGUGAACUCGAUAUUGACUAUAGGGAUGAAUGAUUGGCAGCAGUGUCCGGAAUUAGGCCCAGUAGGGGAUGUUCUUUCAGGGUCUGAUUCCUCGCACACAACCUCUGUUUUGAUCAUCCAACAACACAGUCUCAAGGGAGAAUUAGAUGGCGUAGAUGAUGAAUUUUCCAUAAUGUAAAUGCCUAGUGGGGUAGUUCUAAAAUUUAGAAAACUAAUUUUAGAAUAAGGAAAAUACUUGUUCUAGGAUAGAGCUCCGAUAGAAAGGGCAGGAAUCUUGCAAAUCAAAAGAUAGAACGUAAUCUACUAAUAUUCACUUGAUCAGAGGAAAAAAUGGAAUGAUUUUGCCUUGUGUUUUAAGAACUUGCUAAGGCUGAUAACAUAUCCUCUCUUCCAAUGGUGCUAUGUCGUAAUCUCAAGUAAAAGAGGGCAUUUCCUGCCACACACUUUAACAAGAAUCCGGCUCACGUAUGUGUUCCGUAUGCU